Messenger RNA from Impatiens glandulifera, 1236 nucleotides. RefSeq names its product BES1/BZR1 homolog protein 4-like. Bases 118 to 1044 code for a protein of 308 amino acids. The transcript is spliced from 3 exons. Lineage: Eukaryota; Viridiplantae; Streptophyta; Magnoliopsida; Ericales; Balsaminaceae. Gene Ontology annotation, molecular function: DNA-binding transcription factor activity. Gene Ontology annotation, biological process: brassinosteroid mediated signaling pathway; DNA-templated transcription. The record is from RefSeq and is a predicted model, not a curated record.
GAUCUCUCUCUUUCUCUCUCUGUAACUGCCUGCCGGCGAAGUUCACCGGAUAGAUCCUAUAUUCCGGCGACGGUUGAUUUAGCUCCGGUUGAAUUUAUCUGUAUUAUCAGAGGCUAUAUGACAUCGGGAUCGAGGCUUCCAACAUGGAGGGAGAGAGAGAACAACAAGAGGAGAGAAAGGCGGAGGAGAGCGAUCGCUGCUAAGAUCUAUACUGGAUUGAGGAUGUACGGGAACUAUAAGCUUCCGAAACAUUGCGAUAACAACGAAGUUCUUAAGGCACUUUGUAGAGAAGCUGGAUGGAUCGUCGAAGAAGACGGCACAACUUAUAGAAAGGGAUGUAAACCUGCUGAAAACAUGGACAUAAUAGGUUUAUCAGCAAAUGCAAGUCCAUGUUCAUCAUCAUACCAACCGAGCCCCGCCUCAUCUUCCAUACCGAGCCCAAUCGCAUCCCACUACGCUGCCUAUGCAAAUGGCGACGCCGAUCCAAACUCUCUCAUUCCAUGGCUGAAAAAGCUGUCAUCCGGCUCAUCCUCAAGCUCCUUACACCAACUUCCCAAUCAGUUCUUCAUCCACGGCGGUUCCAUAAGUGCUCCUGUAACUCCCCCGUUAAGCUCUCCAACUGCACGAACUCCGAGAAUGGACACAUGGGCCGAGCAACACUUUGCCUUCCUCCCGUCUUCAACUCCGCAGAGCCCUGGACGACAAACACCUCCUGAUUCGGGGUGGAUGUCGGGGGCUCAGACACCAAUAGACGGGCCGGCCUCUCCGACUAUUAGUCUUGUGUCGUCGAAUCCGUUUGGUUUCAAGGAGGGGAUGUCGGGUGCGGGUUCUCGAAUGUGGACUCCCGGACAGAGUGGGACUUGCUCUCCCGCGGUUGGUGGUGCGGGGUAUGAUAGAAUUAUGGGGGAUGUUAUCAUGUCCGACGAGUUCGCGUUUGGAAAUAACGCAUUCGGGUUGGUUAAUGCGUGGGAAGGUGAGAAAAUACACGAGGAAUGCGGAGCCGAUGAUCUUGAGCUCACGCUUGGCAACUCAAAUACCAGAUAAGAUGAAGUUAUGGUGGGAGAAAUGAUGUUAUGUAUUUAUUUAUUUAUCAUCUUUUUUAAUUUUAUUUUUGUUAGUUUAUAUGAGAGGAGAACCGGUUGUGAUGUAACAUUUACCAUUUGGCUGGAGAGAGAAAUGUAAAUUUUCAGAUUACAAACAAAAAAUUUAAAUUUUAUGCUUUCCAUUAUUCUUUCA